Molecule: messenger RNA, 1128 nt
Organism: Colletotrichum navitas
Lineage: Eukaryota; Fungi; Ascomycota; Sordariomycetes; Glomerellales; Glomerellaceae
Exons: 1
Source: RefSeq, a predicted model, not a curated record
UUUUUUUUUUUUUUUUUUUUUUUUUUUUUUUUUUUUUUUAAUUUCUUAAUCGAGGGAGCCGAUGGGAUGGCGAUGGAACUAUGCUGUACAAUGUUAUGUACUAUAGUACAGAUUUGACUUGCAAAGACUGACUGAUCCGAUGAUAAGGUGCAGAAUAGCGUUACCGCAGUACAUUACAUUACAUUACCACGGGCUAUCGAGUAAUGAAUCGGAAACUGCAAGGUGAUGAGAAGUUUCUUCCAACCAGGAUGGAUGGAUGGAUUGAUGGAAGGAUGGGAGAGGGGGUACGGAUGAUAGGCGUGGUAUCCAUCCAUGGGAUUCUGCCUGUACGCUACUUGGACCGACACGGUGUCGAGGAGGAGGCACGUGUACGCGGUACCUUCCCUGCUUUGCCGAGUGCCUGACGUCCUCCUCCUCCUCCACCACCUUGCCAGCCAGCGCUCUCCAGCAACUUCGAGAAGCCGUGCUCCAACUGUUGCAUCUCCAGCCUGUGACGGCCUCGGAUCGGGCACUUGGUCACUGAAUCGGGUGAUGCAUCAACCGAGACCGGGACGGCUGGAGCCACUCUUGGAGCCCUCCACAGGGGCGGGGGGCCGUUCUUCAGUCUCAUCCAUCCCUUCUUCCAUGAUUGCAACGUACUGUACGUGGAGUAACGUACAGUAUCCGUACAUUGUGGAUACACUCCGCGCUCAUCAACUCGGUGACGAAGAAACGGGGAAUCGCAGCAGCAAGAGGGAGUUGGAGAGAUGGAGAGGUAGUGUAACAUACCUAGGUAACACACGAGCUGUGAACAGUACAGGGAAGAGAAGACUCCAACUGCACGUACCCGUACUGUAUGCAAGUACUGUACACUGCUGGGGCCUUCCCAGUGCCGCCGUAGUCGCAGCAUUUUUUUUUCUUCUCUCUCCUCUUCCUUGGAUAUCCAGUCCAUACUGUCUGUCCGCUCCAGUAAGGAAAGUCAGAUCAGACUCUAAUUAACCCCAAGGUUGGCUUUAUUAUGUAAGAGGUUGGCUGCGGUUGGCUGGGCGUUGCGCUUGCGCGGUUGUUCUUACCUUAGCAAUCUACCAUCUACCCCCCCCAAGGUGGGAAACCGCUCCUCGCUUGUCUCCAAUUUUUCUGAUCCUUCCC